Molecule: messenger RNA, 1055 nt
Organism: Leptonychotes weddellii (Weddell seal)
Lineage: Eukaryota; Metazoa; Chordata; Mammalia; Carnivora; Phocidae
Source: RefSeq, a predicted model, not a curated record
CCCAGUUCUCCAAAGGAGUCUACGCCAUCUUUGGGUUUUAUGAACGGAGAACUGUCAACAUGCUGACCUCCUUCUGUGGGGCCCUCCAUGUCUGCUUCAUUACACCGAGCUUUCCCGUUGACACCUCCAAUCAGUUCGUCCUUCAGCUGCGCCCUGAGCUGCAGGAUGCUCUUAUCAGCAUCAUCGACCAUUACAAGUGGCAGAAAUUUGUCUACAUUUAUGAUGCCGACCGGGGUCUGUCCGUCCUGCAGAAAGUCCUGGACACAGCUGCCGAGAAGAACUGGCAGGUGACAGCAGUCAACAUUUUAACCACCACAGAGGAGGGAUACCGGAUGCUCUUUCAGGACCUGGAAAAGAAAAAGGAGAGGCUAGUGGUUGUGGACUGUGAAUCAGAACGCCUCAAUGCCAUCUUGGGCCAGAUCAUAAAGCUGGAGAAGAACGGCAUCGGCUACCACUACAUCCUUGCAAAUCUGGGUUUCAUGGAUAUUGACUUAAACAAAUUCAAGGAGAGUGGAGCAAAUGUUACAGGUUUCCAGUUGGUGAACUACACAGACACCAUCCCAGCCAAGAUCAUGCAACAGUGGAAGAAUAGCGAUGCUCGAGACCACACCCGAGUGGACUGGAAGAGACCUAAGUACACCUCUGCGCUCACCUACGACGGGGUGAAGGUGAUGGCUGAGGCUUUUCAGAGCCUGCGGAGGCAGAGAAUCGAUAUAUCCCGCCGAGGGAAUGCUGGGGACUGCCUGGCUAACCCAGCUGUGCCGUGGGGCCAGGGGAUCGACAUCCAGAGAGCGCUGCAGCAGGUGCGGUUUGAAGGCUUGACAGGAAACGUGCAGUUUAAUGAGAAGGGACGCCGGACCAACUACACCCUCCAUGUGAUUGAAAUGAAGCAUGAUGGCAUCCGAAAGGCCAACUCCUCCUCAGCCUUGAGCACUGAGAGUAAACGUCACUCCCUAGGGAAGCCUUCCCUGGCCACCUUGCCUCAUGGCGGCCUCUAUUUUUCUGUCCACUGCCUCCAUCACAUUCUUUAUUCCUUAUGGUGUCACAAUGCAGUG